Molecule: messenger RNA, 1711 nt
Organism: Salarias fasciatus (jewelled blenny)
Lineage: Eukaryota; Metazoa; Chordata; Actinopteri; Blenniiformes; Blenniidae
Gene: tex9
Product: testis expressed 9
Exons: 12
Coding region: 4-1191 (395 amino acids)
Source: RefSeq, a predicted model, not a curated record
ACAAUGGCUGACAGAAGUUUGGAGAAGAAGUCCGUCGUUUUUCAGAAGAAACGUCCAGUGUCUACCAGCAAGGCUGAGAAGUCCAAGAAGGUUGAAUUCAGACAGAGGGCUAAAUCUGCCUCUUGUCCAGCAAAGACACUCACAGAUGAUCUUCUGGCCAAGGAAGAACAAUAUAAACUCCUGAAUGCAGAGAUAGAAGCCAAAACAGCAGAUCUAGUGAGACAGACAGAGCAGCUGAUGAGAGAACAGAAUGAAGCUCUGUCAAAGCCCAAUUCCAACUUCCUUCUCACUGACAACGAGGACGACAACAGUUUAAGGUUUUCAAAACCUCAACUGGAGCCAGCUGGCCUGAAGGUGGUCACUAAGAAAAGGACCCCAGCCUCACUGCAAAAUAAACAACAAAGAAAAGAGCUUCACAAUGAAACAACAGCCUCUAAGGAGUCUCACCUCAAUGAGCCGGCUCAGGAUUCUUUCUUGGCGAAAGCAAUUCAGAGCAUGGAGGAAAAGAUGGGCGAAGCUGUCGCACCUGAAAAUAUUGUGGAUGAAUUGUGUGAUGCUGGAGACGCUGUAGGACCAGGCAUUGCAGAUGCUCAAAUCCGAGUUUUAAAGGCAAAAUUAAGGAUAAUGCAGGAAGAAGUGGAUCACCUGUCCUGUGAAUAUUACAAGAAGGAAGAUGAAAACAUGAAGCUGUGUGCAAAAGUGAAGGAGCUGGAGGAGGAUCGAGCCCGCCUGCUGAAGUCCUCAAACAUCCAGCAAACGCAGAUAGAGAAGCACAGAGCUUCAGCUGAGGAGUCUGCCAGGAAGAGCGACGGUCUCCAGCUGGAAGUGUCGGGGCUGCGCAAAGAAAUAGAAAACCUGAAUCGAAGCCACAGACAAGCAGCAGCUGUCCACAGCACCGUGGAGGUCCGCCUGAACAGAGCUCUGGAGGAGGUGGAGAGGCUGAAGGCUCAACUCCACAAGAUCAGACUGACCAACAAGGAAAAGAUCAGCGAGGAACAUCAGGGUAGAGAAAACCUGGAGGCCGAAAACAAAAUGCUGAAAAAACAGAAAGGAGAACUCAUCGUGGGAUUCAAGAAACAGCUCAAGCUGAUCGACAUUCUCAAAAGACAGAAGAUGCAUUUGGAAGCUGCGAAGCUGCUGUCCUUCACAGAAGAAGAGUUCCUGAGAGCUUUGGACUGGGGAAAGUCAUAAACACACACAUAUUCAACAUUUUAUGAUUUUCUCUUAUGAAAGAAAACAGUCUUCACACUUUCUGAAUCACAGUUCAAAUUAAAAAGAAAAAACAACUUGAAACCACAUUGUAGAGUCCCUAAACUGCAACACAUUCACAGUGACCUUAAAGUGCCCUCUGGUGGUGAAACUGAAGGAGAACCGUGUAGUCUCAGCUGCUCCAGCCAUCUUCACUGAAGAUAUCAGAGGUUUAAACUGUUAAAGUUUUCACUUAGAUCUUCAUCAUCAUCUUCCUGUUCUCUUCUCUGGAGCACAUCCUGAGAACAGACAAAUCAAUGACACCUUUGUUAUGUCUACAUCUGAUUUGUGACGUGCAGAACGAUUUCUGACCCACAAAAUCCCUCAAACCUUUUGAAAGUGGUCGAGGAGUUGUAGACGUCGCUGCUUCUCCUCUUCGAUUAUCUGUCUGCGCAGCGCCUCCCUCUCCUGCUCAAUCGCUCUUUCUUUAGCUUCCAACUCCUUCAAGAGAAAAAGCAAAAUA